This is a messenger RNA of Penicilliopsis zonata CBS 506.65, 653 nucleotides long. RefSeq lists its product as hypothetical. Lineage: Eukaryota; Fungi; Ascomycota; Eurotiomycetes; Eurotiales; Aspergillaceae. Gene Ontology annotation, cellular component: anaphase-promoting complex. The record is from RefSeq and is a predicted model, not a curated record. Gene Ontology annotation, biological process: positive regulation of mitotic metaphase/anaphase transition. Bases 93 to 506 code for a protein of 137 amino acids. The transcript has a single exon.
GGUAAUCAUUCCUUUAUUUCACGAGAAUACUCCAAGCACUAACCGAACACUAACUUGAACAGUCCAAAGACUCCUCACCGACGCAUAUCCACAUGCACCACCCGCGCCUGGCGGAUUUCUUCGAGGAUUUCACCCGCCCCCACACGUCGCAAUCCGCGCUCGCCUCCUCGCCACAACAUCACCCCACCGCAUCGGGGGUGACGUACGGGUCAUCCUCAUCACCGACCUCUGUCCCGUCGUAUCUGCCCAUCGAGGAAAUCUAUGUCCCGCCUCAAUUCCAGCCGCCGAACCCAGAAGACGAAGAUGACGUUGUCCCCGACCAACAUGCUGCGUUUGGGAUCACGAGGGCGAUGGAGCGCAGACGGGACCCCGUGUGGCGGGAUUUAGGCCUCGACGAGCUCGUUUCCGGGCUGCGGUUAGGGGUUGGAAGUGAAGGGGUUAAGGGUGUGCGUGUUCGAGAGGGGGGGAAGUUGAUGGGUGGGAAGCGGGUGGUUUGUUUACGAUGACUUGGGCUUUUGAGCCUGUUUACAGCUACGGACUACGGGCUACGGCUAUGGUUUACUUUAAUUCAUGAGACAUGAUAUUACAUUAUUAUAUCCUGAUGAUAUCUACCCGGGCGCGUUCGUAGAGUUUGUGGCCUAGUUGCUUCUGCU